UUGGCUACUCCACCUGCCACUGGUGCCACGUGAUGGAAGAGGAGUCCUUCAAGAACGCGGAAAUCGGGGAGAUUAUGAACAAGCACUACGUGUGCGUCAAGGUGGAUCGCGAGGAGCGGCCGGACGUGGACAAAGUGUACAUGACCUUCGUGCAGGCAACCAGCGGCAGAGGGGGGUGGCCGAUGAGCGUCUGGCUGACGCCGGACCUCAAGCCCUUUGUGGGGGGGACAUACUUCCCUCCUGAAGAUGGGGUUCAUCGUGUCGGCUUUCGGACUGUGCUGCUCCGCAUCGCAGAGCAGUGGAAGGAGAACAAAGAUGCCCUGUUGGAGAACAGCCAGAAGAUCCUGGAAAUGCUGCAGCACAGGUCUGAGAUGCGUGUGUGGGCCCAGGGGUCACCCCCGCCAUCCAAAGAGGUGAUGGCCACCUGCUUCCAGCAGCUCUCCGACUCCUACGAUGAGGACUACGGUGGCUUUUCUGAAUCCCCCAAAUUCCCCACCCCAGUGAAUCUGAAUUUCCUCUUCACGUACUGGGCCCUGCACCAAACGACUCCAGAAGGUGCCCGGGCACUGCAGAUGGCUCUGCAUACCCUGAGGAUGAUGGCCCAUGGCGGCAUCCACGACCACGUCGGUCAGGGGUUUCACCGCUAUUCCACGGACCAGCAGUGGCAUGUCCCUCACUUUGAGAAGAUGCUGUACGACCAGGGGCAGCUGGCAGCUGCCUAUAGCAGAGCGUUUCAGAUCUCGGGUGAGGAGUUCUUUGCCGAUAUGGCCCAAGACAUUCUGCUCUAUGUCUCACGGGACCUGAGUGACCAGGCAGGAGGUUUCUACAGUGCGGAAGAUGCGGAUUCCUACCCAACCAUCACAUCCGGGGAGAAGCGAGAAGGAGCUUUCUGCGUGUGGGCAGCCGAGGAAAUCCGGGCUCUCCUUCCUGACCCUGUCGAGGGGGCUGCAGAGGGGACGACCCUGGGAGAUGUCUUCAUGUACCACUACGGAGUGAAGGAGACUGGCAAUGUGAGCCCUGCGAAGGACCCCCAUCAGGAGCUGAAGGGCAAGAACGUCCUUAUCGUCCGGUGCUCCCCAGAGCUGACGGCAGCCCGGUUUGGGCUGGAGCCGGGGCGGCUGG
This is a messenger RNA of Eurypyga helias (sunbittern), 1122 nucleotides long. It is a transcript of the gene SPATA20, whose product is annotated as spermatogenesis associated 20. The record is from RefSeq and is a predicted model, not a curated record. Gene Ontology annotation, biological process: carbohydrate metabolic process. The transcript has 8 exons. The annotation marks the transcript as partial. Lineage: Eukaryota; Metazoa; Chordata; Aves; Eurypygiformes; Eurypygidae.